GCGCUCAGGCUCAGAGAGCGAGCGUGUUAUGCAGCCGAGAGAGGUGGAUUCAGGUGACGGAGAAACAACAGCGCCAUGGCGGCAGAGAUUCCCCGUCCGCAGACGCGAAAGCCCGUCCUGUUGAGUAAGAUCGAGGGUUUCCAAGAUGUGGUGAAUACGGCUGUGAUCAUCCCCAAAGAGGACGGGGUUAUCAGCGUAUCUCAAGACAGGACAAUCCGUGUGUGGCUGAAGAGGGACAGUGGUCAGUACUGGCCCAGUGUCUAUCACACAAUGCCUGUGGCUUGUUCAUGUAUGUCAUUUAACCCAGAGACAAGGAGGAUCUCUGCAGGGUUGGAAAAUGGCACAGUAUCGGAGUUUAUCCUAUCAGAGGACUACAACCAGAUGACUCCUGCGCGAACAUAUCAGGCUCAUCAGGGUGUCGUGACUGUGGUGCUGUUCGUCUUAGAGAUGGAGUGGGUUCUAAGCACAGGUCAGGACAAGAGCUUUACAUGGCACUGCUCAGAGAGCGGACAGCAGCUGGGCACGUACAGGACCACAGCAUGGGUGUCUGGACUACAAUUUGAUGUGGAGACCAGACAUGCCUUCGUUGGAGAUCUUUCCGGACAAGUGACAAUCCUGAAGCUGGAGCAGGACAACUGCAGCCUUGUUACCACCUUUAAAGGCCACACAGGCAAUGUUACGUCACUGUCUUGGGAUCCUGUGCAAAGGGUUUUAUUCUCUGGAAGUUCUGAUCAUUCAAUCAUCAUGUGGGACAUUGGAGGCCGUAAAGGCACAGCCAUUGAACUGCAGGGACACAAUGAUAAAGUGCAGGGCUUGUGUUACGCUCCUCACACUCGUCAGCUCAUUUCCUGUGGCUCAGAUGGAGGAAUAGUUAUCUGGAACAUGGACGUCACACGACAAGAGACCCCGGAGUGGCUUGACAGUGACUCGUGCCAGAAGUGUGAACAGCCGUUCUUCUGGAAUUUCAAACAGAUGUGGGACAGUAAGAAAAUUGGUCUCCGGCAGCAUCACUGCAGGAAGUGUGGCCAAGCCGUUUGUGGAAAGUGCUCCUCUAAACGUUCCACGAUUCCUCUCAUGGGAUUUGAGUUUGAAGUGCGGGUUUGUGACAGUUGUCACGACUCCAUUACAGAUGAGGAACGGGCGCCCACUGCAACGUUCCAUGACAGUAAGCACAGCAUCAUACAUAUGCAGUAUGAACCAACCAGAGGCUGGCUGCUCACCUCCGGGACAGACAGAGUCAUCAAGCUAUGGGACAUGACUCCAGUGGUAUCAUGAGAAUUAUCUCUAUCGUCUGCAAGCAAGAACUAAGAAUCCGUUCUGAACCUGAACCACGGAGAACGUUCAGAGUUCAGGUCCCUUUCCAUGGGCAGCUUCAUCUCAUGGUGGAAAAACUCAAGGAUAUCAUGAGAUUUAAAUGAUGGUUUAAACUGAGCAUGUGCAUUUGUAUGUAUUUGUGCAUGUGGGUUAUGGAAACAAACAUGUAAAUACUUUCCAGUCUAAAACUGUUUAGUUCUAAUUGUUUAUAUUGACAUGACCUAAAUGUUAUGUUGUCUGUAAAAUAUUCUUUCAUCAUCUUAUGUCUUAUCCCAAACACAAAUGAAUCCUCCUGAUAUUGCAUCAAAGCAUGCUGGAACUGUUUUUAUAUUCAAGUGCCUUUACCGCACAUCAAUCAGUGGUUUUGGCAUGGGAAAAUACUGUCUGCUAUUGACUCUUGGUCAUGAUCUGUUAAUCUUGACUCUUUAAAUGUAAGCACUUAAUUUUACUGGUAUUUUUACACCAGGAAAUUUAAUAGGAGAAUUAAGGAUACACAUAAUCACAGAUGUUGUUUAUACAGGGUAAAAUUCAGUAAUGCUUUAUUGUAAUAAUAUUGUGUUUGGUUUGAUUAAAGCUGAUGUUUCAUAGACAUCUCAUUACUGUAAGAAACAUUCACUGUAUUUCAUUCUUUCAAUGGCAAUGAGAAAUUGGAUGUCUUUCCUCAGGCACAAUUUUUGCUGUAUGUUAAAUCAAGCAAGGCUUCCAUAAUGACUUGCAAAGUGAGUGUCCUGUCCUAUAGCACAAUAUGGACAUUUGAGCAUUUUUAAGAGGUCACUGUAAAGCCACAAUAUGUGAAACGCUACAGCUGAAUGAUUAUGGCGAGGUUAGUGUUUUUGAAAAGGACUCAUUUGACUUAUAUGGAUACUGGUUCAUUUUAAAGCAAAUCAUUGUAGUUUGGGGUCAGUUUUUAAAAAAUGUUUUUGAAGGAAGUCUCUUAUGCUCACAAAGGCUGCAUUUAUUCUAUUUGUAUAUAUUUUAAAAAGCAAUUUAUUUCUGAUGGCAAAGCUGAAUUUGCAGCCACUCCAGUCUUCAGUGUCACAUGAUCCUUCAGAAAUCAUUUGAAUAUGCUGAUUUGGUAUUCGUUAAAAAAAAUAUCAGUGUUGACAGUUGUGCUACUCAAUAUUUUGUGGAAACUGAUGCAUUUAUUUUCAGGAUUCUGUGAGCAAAAGAACAGCAUUUAUUUUUUUAUUUGUAAAAUUAUAAAUGUAUUUACUGUCACUGUUGAUUAUUUUAAUGUGUUCUUGCAGAAUAAAAGUAUUAAUUAAAGAAAAUCUUAUUGACCCCAAACUUUUGAACAGUAAUGUAAGUAAUGGGAGUAAAGUCUUUGUUCACCUUGAAUUAAAAGCCCUUAUUUUUUGUCACAUGAUAGUCAAAUUCUUUGUUUGUAAUGGCUCUUUAA
Molecule: messenger RNA, 2713 nt
Organism: Rhinichthys klamathensis goyatoka
Lineage: Eukaryota; Metazoa; Chordata; Actinopteri; Cypriniformes; Leuciscidae
Gene: wdfy2
Product: WD repeat and FYVE domain containing 2
Exons: 12
Coding region: 76-1275 (399 amino acids)
Molecular function (GO): metal ion binding; protein binding
Source: RefSeq, a predicted model, not a curated record